Cyphellophora attinorum is the source of this 378-nucleotide messenger RNA. RefSeq lists its product as uncharacterized. The coding region runs from base 1 to 378 and encodes 125 amino acids. The transcript is spliced from 2 exons. The record is from RefSeq and is a predicted model, not a curated record. Lineage: Eukaryota; Fungi; Ascomycota; Eurotiomycetes; Chaetothyriales; Cyphellophoraceae.
AUGGCAUACAUCCUCUUCAGCUUCAUACUCCUCUCGAUGAUAGCGGGUACAAUUCUCUACCUCACCCGCGAACGAUGGACCGCAUAUCUUCCCUCCCGCUUCCAGGACGUGAUGUACUCACGCCUGCCAACAACGUUCAUGGGCGACGUGGAAGGCGGCUUCACCUCCGCUGAUUUUGAUCUGACGUCCAACAUUACGGAGGGCGACUCGCGGCAAGGACUGGAUCCGAAAUCGAAGCGGGACAUUCAGCGACUCAUGAAAAUUCGAAAUAUUGGUUUCGAUGAGGCGAGGAAGGUGUACAUGGAGCAGCGGUUCAAGAAGGCUGGUAUUGGUGCGGACGGCAUACCGAAUGAUCCCAAGUUUGUUAGUUUCUCCUAG